Molecule: messenger RNA, 637 nt
Organism: Rhododendron vialii
Lineage: Eukaryota; Viridiplantae; Streptophyta; Magnoliopsida; Ericales; Ericaceae
Product: ergosterol biosynthetic protein 28-like
Exons: 3
Coding region: 73-462 (129 amino acids)
Cellular component (GO): endoplasmic reticulum; membrane
Molecular function (GO): protein-macromolecule adaptor activity
Source: RefSeq, a predicted model, not a curated record
CAAGUUAAGAUCAGACAUUUUAAAGAGAGAGAGAGACACGAUUGGUGUUUCAGUGAGAGGAGAGGGAGAGAGAUGAAGAUGCUAGGAUGGUGGUUAAUGUCAGUGGGUUCACUUCGAUUAGCCUCAGUUUGGUUCGGCUUCUUCAACAUAUGGGCCCUUCGCGUCGCCGUUUUCUCCAACACCACCAUGACUGAAGUUCAUGGAAGGACGUUUGGCGUAUGGACACUCUUGACUUGCACUCUUUGCUUUCUUUGUGCAUUUAACCUUGAUAACAGGCCGUUAUACCUAGCUACUCUUUUGUCAUUCAUCUACGCCUUCGGUCAUUUCCUGGCAGAAUACCUUAUAUAUCAGACCAUGGCCAUAGCAAAUCUGACAACUGUUGGAAUCUUUGCAGGCACGUCCAUAAUAUGGAUGUUAUUGCAGUGGAAUACACACCAGCGAAUUGACAUUAAGCGUUCCUGAUAUUGAAACGAAGCGUAUAUUUUCUUGCUUCUCGCCGUCUUAUCAUUUUCUAUCGAUGUUGUUAGAAUGUUUCAAGGGUUUACUGUUUUAUAGAUCAUAUGAAGUUUUGGAGGAUGAGAUUCUGAUGAAAGCAUUAAUUUAUUGGCGAAAUAUUCAUUUUCUUCUUGGGUACCAA